UACCCACCAGGUAAGAACACACACACACCCAACCUCUACCAAACGGGUAGUCCAGGGUACCCACCAGGUAAGAACACACACACACCCAACCUCUACCAAACGGGUAGUCCAGGGUACCCACCGGGUAAGAACACACACACACCCAACCUCUACCAAACGGGUAGUCCAGGGUACCCACCGGGUAAGAACACACACACACCCAACCUCUACCAAACGGGUAGUCCAGGGUACCCACCGGGUAAGAACACACACACACACAAUUUCGACCGGAACAGGUAGUCCAGCCUAAAACUGAGUUUUUUGGAGGAAAAACACAGAUUUUAUAGGGCUCCCCUUAGUUGUUUAUUAACCAUUAUUUUACCAGGUAUAUUGACAGAAAACCGUGCACGACUUUCUCUUGUACACUAAGGACCCGGGGGAGAGAAGAAUGUGCCUAUUUGAAAGUUAUAAUUUUUUUUGUAGCUCAGCAACAUUUUAAAAAGUAGCUCUCUUGCAAGGAAAUGUUGGAAACCCAGUUAUAGAGUAGUCAGCUGCCCCCUGCUGGUUCUAGCAGAGUACUACACAUAUAGUAGGACACAAAGGUAACAGUAGGGUUGAAUGGCAGGAAACCACUCCCUUUUCCCGGGAUAAAUAACUGUGAGAAACCGGUAAAUUAUAAUAAAUGAUAUCAACAGCAUGGUGCGAAAUGGAACUGUUAAAUUAUAUGUGAUGUCUAAAUCUGGCUUCUCUAUGGCCUUCUCUCUGAUCUCUGCAUGAUCAAUCAUUAACGCUCAUGGUGGGGACAGACAGCCCAUCUCAGUAUGGAGCGCAGUUCACAAUGCAUGUAGACCUAUCAUCUCAUGGUAACUUUUAUUCUUGUGACAGAUAGGCCUACAUUUGCUACAGCAUAGCCUAUGGUACAGUAAUAUAAGCACCGAAUGCACGUCUAAUUUACCCAUCUCCAUCUGGCUUUCGGGAUCACCUUAUUUUUUGUUAUUGUAAAUAUGUUUUUAUUGCAGCUGCAGAGUUUUAAAACAGCCUCUCACUCAAAUAUUGUUGCUUUGAAUUAGUGUGUGCGAGUCGUUUUUCUCUCCCAUUCAAAUUGCUUUGGAAUGGGGUAUUGUGUGUAGGUUGAUGAGAUAAAAAAAAAAAAAGUAAUCCAUUUUAGAUUAAGGCUGUAACAUAAUGUGGAAAAGGGAAGGGGUCUGAAUACAUUGUAAAUGCACUGUGUGUGUGUGUGUGUGUGUGUGUGUGUGUGUAUAUAUAUAUAUAUAUAUAUAUAUAUAUAUAUACACACACAUACAGUGCAUUCGGAAAGUAUUCAGACCACUUCCCUUUUUCCACAUUAUGUUACAGCCUUAUUCUAAAAUUGAUUACAUUUUUUAAAAAUCUCAUCAACCUACACACAAUACCCCAUUCCAAAGCAAAUGGAUUAAAUAGUUUUUUUUUCCCUCAUCAAUCUACACACAAUACCCCAUAAUGACAAAGCAAAAACACGUUUUUUGAAAUCUUUGCAAAUGAAAAUGUUUAAAAUGAAAUCACAUUUACAUAAGUAUUCAGACCCUUUACACCUUUGGCAUCGACUACAGCCUCAAGUCUUCUUGGGUAUGACGCUACAAGCUUGGCACACCUAUAUUUGGGGAGUUUCUCCCAUCCUUCUCUGCAGAUCCUCUCAAGCUCUGUCAGGUUGGAUGGGGACCAGAUAAUCUUGUUUUUUAUGGUCUGAGAGUCCUUUAGGUGCCUUUUGGCAAACUCCAAGCGGGCUGUCAUGUGCCUUUUACUGAGGAGUGGCUUCCAUCUGGCCACUCUACCAUAAAGGCCUAAUUGGUGGAGUGCUGCAGAUAUGGUUGUCCUUCUGGAAGGUUCUCCCAUCUCCACAGAGGAACUCUGGAACUCUGUCAGAGUGACCAUCGGGCUCUAGGAAGAGUCUUGGUAAUUCCAAACUUCUUCCAUGUAAGAAUGAUGGAGACCACUGUGUUCUUGGGGACCUUCAAUGCUGCAGAAAUGUUUUGGUACCCUUCCCCAGAUCUGUGCCUCGACACAAUCCUGUCUCGGGGGCUCUAUGGACAAUUCCUUCGACCUCAUGGCUUGGUUUUUGCUCUGACAUGCACUGUCAACUGUGGGACCUUAUAUAGACAGGUGUGUGCCUUUCCAAAUCAUGUCCAAUCAGUUGAUUUUACCACAGGUGGACUCCAAGUUGUAGAAUCAUCUCAAGGGUGAUCAAUGGAAACAGGAUGCACCUGAGCUCAAUUUCGAGUCUCAUAGCAAAGGGUCUGAAUACUUAUGUAAAUGUUUUUUUCAAUUUUUUAUUUGUAAUACAUUUGCAAAAAUGUCUAAAAACCUGUUUUCGCUUGGUCAUAAUGGGGUAUUUUGUGUAGAUUGAUGAGCAUACAUUUAGAUCCGUUUUAGAAUAAGGCUGUAACGUAACAACGUGGAGGAAGGGGUCUGAAUACUUUCCAAUGCACUGUAUGUGUUAACAUGACUGUUAAAUGCACUGUAAAUGCAGUUCUUGACUUGGACUGAAAAUGGUGCCGGUACUCAUUUUGGGUGCCGGUACUGUUUAUAUUUAGGUGCAGGAGCGCCACAAUACUGUUGAGCCAAAAUUCUAUAAGAGGAACAGGACCUCAAGCAGUAGAAGAUUUUGAGGUGCCGGCACUCCGCUCCGGUGAACUCCUGUCCAAGUCAAGCACUGUGUAAAUGGCAUGUUAUAGAAGGGUCCAGACAGCUUUUGUGUGAUUUCGCAUGUUUUUGAGAAACUUUCCCCAACCAUAAAAUCACUUCCUCGUUGUGUAACAUGAACAAAGGCUCGAAAACACCCCAAAAUGUUGUUUUAGAAACGGCAAAGCUCUCAGUAUAGUGAUGCAGGUCUUUUGAUAUUGUACACAUGAAAUUGUGCCAUUCAAAAAUGUAUAUUCCAUUUACCUUUUCGUCCAUUCUUCAGGUAACUGCCAAAAUAAACAAAACACUAAAUGAGGGUUGCAAAGUAUAUUGAAAGCAUGGAGUACUUCCACCCAGGAAGUUCCAGACACUUGUACAAUCUAUGCCAACGUGCGUUGAAGCUGUUCUGGCUGCUCGUCGUGGCCCAACGCGGUAUUAAGACACUUUAUGUUGGUGUUUCCUUUAUUUUGGCAGUUACCUGUAGCAGCAGGCUACACAGAGAAUGGAACAGCUGGAAACGGCUUGAGUCACGCAAAAGGGAAGAUAACGUUGCGGAUAAAGUUCGGAAUGACACGAUUUCAUGUCUCGAAAAGGCCAUAUUUUGGGUGUUUUUGGAGCCUCAUCACUACAGUCUCCUAGUGGUAGAGACUCAUCACUACAGUCUCCUAGUGGUAGAGUCUCAUCACUACAGUCUCCACCUAGUGGUAGAGACUCAUCACUACAGUCUCCUCCUAGUGGUAGAGUCUCAUCACUACAGUCUCCUAGUGGUAGAGCCUCAUCACUACAGUCUCCUAGUGGUAGAGCCUCAUCACUACAGUCUCCUCCUAGUGGUAGAGCCUCAUCAGUACAGUCUCCUCCUAGUGGUAGAACCUCAUCACUACAGUCUCCUCCUAGUGGUAGAGUCUCAUCACUACAGUCUCCUCCUAGUGGUAGAGCCUCAUCACUACAGUCUCCUCCUAGUGGUAGAGCCUCAUCACUACAGUCUCCUCCUAGUGGUAGAGCCUCAUCACUACAGUCUCCUCCUAGUGGUAGAGCCUCAUCACUACAGUCUCCUCCUAGUGGUAGAGUCUCCAUACUACAGUCUCCGCCUAGUGGUAGAGCCUCAUCACUACAGUCUCCUAGUGGUAGAGUCUCAUCACUACAGUCUCCUAGUGGUAGAGCCUCAUCACUACAGUCUCCUAGUGGUAGAGCCUCAUCACUACAGUCUCCUCCUAGUCGUAGAGCCUCAUCACUACAGUCUCCUCCUAGUGGUAGAGCCUCAUCACUACAGUCUCCUCCUAGUGGUAGAGCCUCAUCACUACAGUCUCCUCCUAGUGGUAGAGCCUCAUCACUACAGUCUCCUCCUAGUGGUAGAGCCUCAUCACUACAGUCUCCUCCUAGUGGUAGAGCCUCAUCACUACAGUCUCCUCCUAGUGGUAGAGUCUCAUCACUACAGUCUCCUCCUAGUGGUAGAGUCUCAUCACUACAGUCUCCUCCUAGUGGUAGAGACUCAUCACUACAGUCUCCUCCUAGUGGUAGAGACUCAUCACUACAGUCUCCUCCUAGUGGUAGAGUCUCAUCACUACAGUCUCCUCCUAGUGGUAGAGCCUCAUCACUACAGUCUCCUAGUGGUAGAGUCUCAUCACUACAGUCUCCUCCUAGUGGUAGAGCCUCAUCACUACAGUCUCCUCCUAGUGGUAGAGCCUCAUCACUACAGUCUCCUCCUAGUGGUAGAGCCUCAUCACUACAGUCUCCUCCUACCAAUAGGAGACUGUAGUGAUGAGACUCUACCACUAGGAGACUGUAGUGAUGAGGCUCUACCACUAGGAGGAGACUGUAGUGAUGAGGCUCUACCACUAGGAGGAGACUGUAGUGAUGAGUCUCUACCCCUAGGAGGAGACUGUAGUGAUGAGGCUCUACCACUAGGCGGAGACUGUAGUGAUGAGGCUCUACCACUAGGAGGAGACUGUAGUGAUGAGGCUCUACCCCUAGGAGGAGACUGUAGUGAUGAGGCUGUACCACUAGGAGGAGACUGUAGUGAUGAGGCUCUACCACUAGGAGGAGACUGUAGUGAUGAGGCUCUACCACUAGGAGGAGACUGUAGUGAUGAGGCUCUACCACUAGGAGACUGUAGUGAUGAGACUCUACCACUAGGAGACUGUAGUGAUGAGGCUCUACCACUAGGAGGAGACUGUAGUGAUGAGUCUCUACCCCUAGGAGGAGACUGUAGUGAUGAGGCUCUACCACUAGGAGGAGACUGUAGUGAUGAGGCUCUACCACUAGGAGGAGACUGUAGUGAUGAGGCUCUACCACUAGGAGGAGACUGUAGUGAUGAGGCUCUACCACUAGGAGACUGUAGUGAUGAGACUCUACCACUAGGAGACUGUAGUGAUGAGGCUCUACCACUAGGAGGAGACUGUAGUGAUGAGGCUCUACCACUAGGAGGAGACUGUAGUGAUGAGGCUCUACCACUAGGAGGAGACUGUAGUGAUGAGGCUCUACCACUAGGAGGAGACUGUAGUGAUGAGGCUCUACCACUAGGAGGAGACUGUAGUGAUGAGUCUCUACCACUAGGAGGAGACUGUAGUGAUGAGGCUCUACCACUAGGAGGAGACUGUAGUGAUGAGGCUCUACCACUAGGAGGAGACUGUAGUGAUGAGUCUCUACCACUAGGAGGAGACUGUAGUGAUGAGGCUCUACCACUAGGAGAAGACAAUGACUAGUCAUACGCUGACUGGAUGACAAGCUAUGGCAGUGUUCAUUUUGGCAUUCUUUUUUUUUAGAUUUAUUGUAGUCUUAGUCAUUUUGACCAAAAUAUCAAGUCACAUUUUUGUCAUUUGAAUAAUGGUUUAGUCUAGGAUUUGUCAAAAUGACAAAAAGUUGGCAAUUUUUGUCAACUAAAUGUCCUUUCUUUUUAGUAAUCAGAUUUGUAUUGCCUCAUUAACCUAUAGUAAACAUAAAUAACUGACUUCCAUGGGCAUACAUAGCCUUUUCCUACCAACAUAUUUUUCUGCAUUAUAGAAGGAUUAUCUGGCCAUGUAAAUUCCUAAUUCAGCCUACAUAGAUAUUGCACGUUACAUGAGAGAGCGAGAUCACUCCGUGACAACAGUCACUGACUCAAAGAGGGUAGAACACAUUUCAAACAUUGCUUUCUUUCUGUGCCACCCAAUGUUUGCAUGCAGGCUACUGGUAAUGCUAUUGGUAAUGUUCAGUUGAAAAACAUUCUUGAACUUUGCAGAUAGAAAACCAUGAAUAAGAGCCGACGUUAUUUCUUAUUCAACAUGUCAGAGAGGCAUGUUUGUUCUACAUACCAUAUUUCUAUCUGAACGUUCCAAAACAUUGCAUCCUGCUGAACGCAGCCCAGGUUGUUAGCAAUAGCUAGUUAAUGAGGUAACAUGACUGAACAAGGUGUAGCCUAAAUAAAUGGUUAACGGUCCGGUUAUUAAUGUAAAAUGCGGCCCGCCACGAUAGAAAGGAAACAAAUCGUAGCGCCGGUAGACUUAGUAGUCAGAUUUUAGUCAGAGAUAGUUUUGUCAAGUUGAUUUUUUAGUCAAAUGAAAUAGCAAUUAUUUUGGUUUAGCUAUAUUUUUUUUCUGGGUCUGUUUAGUCAGUUAUAUAGUCUCUUCAAUUGCCUCUGAAAAAUAGGUGUUUGACAAAUAUUUGAGUCACCAUUUUUUGGGGGACAAAAUUAAUACUGUGCUAUGAUGGUACUAGAUUAGGACUGAAAGGAAGGAUGUGUUACCCUUAAAUGGUGUCUUGGCUGUUGGACCGAUGUUUCAUAUCUCUCUCUCUCUGUGUGUGUGUGUGUGUGUGUGUGUGUGUGUGUGUGUGUGUGUGUGUGUGUGUGUGUAGGAUACACUACAGCGGGUACUCCAUAUAAAGUGCCCCCCACCCAGAUGAACGGCGCACCCCCGCCCUAUUCCCCCUCCCCCAACCCCUACCAAACAGCCAUGUACCCAAUCAGAAGUGCCUACCCCCAGCAGAGCAUGCAGAACCUGCAGAACUUGUAUGCACAGGUAAGCACACACACCCUUCACACACCCUUCACACACCCUUCACGCACCCUUCACACACCCUUCACACACCCGCACACCCUUCACACACCCUUCACACACCCUUCACACACCCUUCACACACCCUUCACACCACACACCCUUCACACACCCGCACACCCUUCACACACCCCUCACACACCCUUCACACACCCUUCACCCAACCCUUCACACCACCCUUCCACACCCACCACCCUUCACACACCCACACACCCUUCACACACCCCACCACACCCUUCACACACCACCCGCACACCCUUCACACACCCACACCACACACCUUCACACACCCACACACCCUUCACACACCCCACACCCCUUCACACACACCCACACACCUUCACACACCCGCCACACCCUUCACACCCCACACCCUUCACACCACCACCCUCACACACCCUCACACACCCUCAACCACUACCUACCCACCUCCUACCCCCCGCACUUCUACACCACCACCACCCUUCACACACCCCACCACACCCUUCACACCCACCCCCCCCUUCCACACCACCCCACCCUCAACCACCCACCCCUCACCCCACCCUUCACACCCCCACACCCAAACCCUUCACCACCACCCACACACCCUUCACACACCCUUCACACACCCUUCACACACCCGCACCGUACUCUACCAACUCCUACCCUCAGCAGCUUCUACACACACCCUUCACACACCCACACACCCACACACCCUUCACACACCCGCACCGUACUCUACCAACUCCUACCCUCAGCAGCUUCUACACACACCCUUCACACACCCACACACCCUUCACACACCCACACACCCUCACACACCCACACACCCUUCACACACCCACACACCACCCCCGCACCCCACACCCUUCACACACCCACACACCCUUCACACACCCGCACCGUACUCUACCAACUCCUACCCUCAGCAGCUUCUACACACACACACACACACACCUAUAUACAAUCCUAACCUCAGCAUACACACACCGUACUCCCUCAACGUCUACCCUCAGUAGAACCUUUACGUAUCGGUAAGCUCACUCACACCCUAACCUCUGUCUCUGUCUCCCUGUAGGCAGCAUCGUAUUAUGGCCAGCCAGUGUAUGCGGCUCAGCCAUAUGUAAAUCAACAACACUACUCACAUGCACACACACACAUAAACACACACUAAUACAGACCCACUCUAACCUCUGUCUCUCUGUCCCCUGUAGGCAUAUUACACGCAGCCAGUGUAUGCCGCUCAGCCUCAGCCCCAUGUCAUCCACCACACCACGGUGGUUCAGCCAAACAGCAUGCCCUCAGCCCUCUACCCCGCCCCUGUCCAAGCCCCUAGAAACAAUGGAAUGGCUGCCAUGGGGAUGGUUGCCGGGACCACCAUGGCUAUGAGUGCAGGUAGGGCUGAUGACUGAGGAAACUGAUGUAGCUACAGAAUGUGUUGAGUCACGUGAACAAGGAAGAUAUUUUCAUAUUAAAUACCUUUUUUAAUGAUUGAAUUUAAUUUCCUAUGCUAAAUUGAUUAUACUUAAGUUAUGCAAAAAUUAUAAUAUUGCUGUUAUGUGUUUUUGGUGUAAGUGUUAUUAGUUUGGUCGGUGCCAUAUUGACCAUAGUGCUACGGUCAAAACAAUAGUGACAAAAUGACAUCCAACACUGAUGAUGCGUGUGACGUCCUGUAGGAACCCUGCUGACCACACCCCAGCACGCUCAGCUGGGAGCGCACCAACACGUCACCAUGCCACAGUACCGACCCCAGGGCACACCGGGAUACAGCUAUGUCCCUCCCCACUGGUAGACCC
This is a messenger RNA of Coregonus sp. 'balchen', 8446 nucleotides long. NCBI's taxonomy places the organism in Eukaryota, Metazoa, Chordata, Actinopteri, Salmoniformes, Salmonidae. The record is from the annotation of a GenBank genome assembly.